CUAAUAUAUAAAUUCCCCCUUUUCUCUCUUUGUCUACCUCUAUUUUCUUCGCCGUUAACGUAUCUCUCUCCUUUCAACUUUCUCUCUCUUCACUUCAACUUCCGUCAACAAUGGCGAAGCGAAAAUCAGCUGGGAAUACGUCGAAUGGUGGUUCGAGUUCUAGUUCUGCUUCGCGAGAGUGUAAAAAGAAGAGAAAAGCUGUUGAGAAGGUUGAAGAAAUUAGCAAUGGCGGAACUGUGGUUAAAGAGGAGGUUGAGAUGAAUGGAGAAGGAGAUGUUGAAGAAAUUAGUAAUGGUGGUGAUGAUGUGGAUUCUCCAUCGGUUUCUGACAGGAAAAUAUCUCGGAAAUUGGUUAAGAAAGAGGAUAUUGGUUGUAGAUUUAUCGGCGACCCAGUUCCCGCCGAUGAAGCUAAACUUCGUUGGCCUCAUCGUUAUCCCGAGAAUGUUGGUAGUGGAAGAAAAAGAGUGAAAAACUCUGAUGAUGAGGACGAGUUGAUUCUCGCAAAGUCUCAUUACUUGAAGGCGGAAGUGGAUGGCUGUAAGAUAUUUGAGUUGAAUGAUGAUGCUCAUGUUCAGUCUGAUGAUGGCCAUGACCCAUAUAUUUGCAAGAUACUUGAAAUAUUUGAAGGGGUUGAUGGUUUACCUUACUUCAGGGCUCAAUGGUACUACAGACCUGUUGACACUGUGAUAAAGGACAGUCUUAAGUUGAGUGAGGGGAAGAAAAGGAUAUUCCUUUCUGAGAUCAUGGACGACAAUCCGUUAGAUUGUCUCCUUGAGAAAUUGUGCAUUGUUAAGGUUAAUCUUAAUUUAGAUAUAGAUGCCAAAAAGUCAGCCAUACCAGAGUGUGAUUACUACUAUGAUCUUAAGUAUUUACUACCUUACUCCACAUUUAUUGCACCAUCAGCAGAUACUGUUGUUUCUCAAAGUGAAUCAGAGUCUACCAUUUCCAGCGACGCUGAUGAUGGGGCAGCGACUACUGGUGAUACCAAACUUGAUACUGGUGAGGUCAAUCAAGGCAAACAAUCAGAAAUGACAUUAUUAGACCUCUAUUCUGGUUGCGGUGCAAUGUCCACUGGUUUAUGUCUUGGUGCAAACUUGGGUGGGACUAAUCUUGUGACGAGGUGGGCUGUUGACUUCAAUAGUUAUGCAUGUGAAAGUCUUGCUCUUAAUCAUCCUGAGACCAAUGUAAGAAAUGAGACUGUUGAUGACUUUUUGUCUUUAAUAAAAGAGUGGCAGAAGCUGUGUGCAUCAUUUAAAUUGGUUAAUGGUGAGAAUACUCAUGAACUUAUUGAUUCAAUGAGUGUGGAUGAUGAUGAUGGUGCGGAGGAUGACGAUGAAGAAGACAAGAAUGAAAGCGAUGACGAAAUAUUUGAAGUAGAGAAAUUUAUUGGGAUCUCUCAUGGUGAUCCCAAUCAAAAUGCUAAACCUGGACUGUAUUUCAAGGUGCGUUGGAAGGGAUAUGGGCCUAAUGAAGAUACGUGGGAACCUUUGGAUGGAUUGGGCAACUGCCGUGAGAGGAUGGAAGAAUUUGUGAAGAGAGGGUACAAGGAAAAACUUUUGCCUUUACCUGGUGAUGUUGAUGUUGUAUGUGGUGGACCACCUUGUCAAGGCAUAAGCGGAUUCAAUCGUUUUAGAAACUCAGAAAAUCCGUUGGCUGAUCCUAAAAAUAAGCAGCUUCUUGUAUACAUGGAUGUUGUCAACUUUUUGAAGCCAAGGUAUGUUCUCAUGGAAAAUGUUGUUGACAUAGUGAAGUUCUCUAAGGGCUUCCUUGGAAGAUAUGCUCUUGGGAAGCUUGUGGACAUGAAUUAUCAAGCCCGAUUGGGGAUGAUGGCAGCUGGUGCUUAUGGGCUUCCUCAGUUUCGGAUGCGUGUUUUCGUAUGGGGAGCACGACCUUCAGAGAAAUUGCCUCAGUAUCCACUUCCAACCCAUGACCUUGUUCUUAGAGGAGUUAUUCCAAGUGAAUUUGAGAGAAACACAGUUGCUUAUAAUGAAGGGCACACAGUUAAGUUGGAAAACAAACUCUUACUUGGUGAUGCUAUCUCUGAUUUACCCGAGGUACCCAAUGACGAGAGUCGAGAUGAGAUAAAGUAUGAUCGUCCUCCAGAAACAGAGUUCCAGCGUUUCAUUAGGUUGACAAAGGAAGCUAUGUCUGGUCAAACUGUUGGGUCGGAGUUGUUAGAAACACUUUAUGACCAUCGGCCUCUCCAGCUGAAUGUUGAUGAUCAUCAAAGGGUUUGCCGGGUACCUAAGAAAAAGGGAGCAAACUUCCGAGAUUUUCCAGGAGUUCGUGUUCGUGCUGACAACAAAGUGGAAUUCGACCCUAACAUUGAAAGGGAACGUUUACCCUCGGGGAAACCCCUUGUUCCUGAUUACGCAAUGACAUUCGUAGGAGGAACAUCAUCAAAGCCAUUCGGACGAUUAUGGUGGGAUGAAACAGUUCCUACUGUAGUUACUCGCGCAGAGCCGCAUAAUCAAAUCGUUACACACCCUGUACAAGAUAGGGUGCUGACAAUAAGGGAAAACGCGAGGCUUCAAGGUUUUCCCGAUUACUACCAAUUAAAGGGUCCAGUUAAACAACGGUACAUGCAAGUUGGGAACGCAGUUGCAGUUCCUGUAGCUCGUGCGCUUGGAUAUGCCAUGGCAAAGGCCAGUCAAGGUUCCAUCAGCGAUGAACCAUUGUUAGUCCUGCCCGAAAAGUUCCCAAAUAUGAAUGAUAGGGCAGCCUUACCAUCUGUGGAAGAAGAUAACACCUAUAUCUUGUAGAACCAUUUGAUUAUUGAGGAUAUUCUUUCUUUGAAAUGAUUUAAUUUUUUUCUUUUCACAAAUCACAUUGUAAUUUGUAAUGGUGUGAUGUGAUGUACUAAUACUUAUAAAUUAGCCUGAGAUCCUGGAAUGCUAUCUUUGAGUUUGACUAUACGGAGGUUUCUUUACGGCUCUAUCCAUUUCUAAAUCAUUGAUGUUAUCUUAGGUCCUUCAUUGCCCAAA
Molecule: messenger RNA, 2984 nt
Organism: Amaranthus tricolor (Joseph's coat)
Lineage: Eukaryota; Viridiplantae; Streptophyta; Magnoliopsida; Caryophyllales; Amaranthaceae
Product: DNA (cytosine-5)-methyltransferase CMT3-like
Exons: 20
Coding region: 111-2762 (883 amino acids)
Cellular component (GO): nucleus
Molecular function (GO): methyltransferase activity; chromatin binding
Source: RefSeq, a predicted model, not a curated record